AUGGCGGGCGGGAAAGAGGUGAGGAAUCUGGAGCAAUGGGAGAUUGGGGGCGAUGGGGGCGCGGCGGUGGUGGAUGGAGUGCAGUGCUGCUGUUUAAGCAACCUGACUGAUCCUCCAACAUUCAUCUUACUUACUCACGCGCAGCUUACUGAACAAGUGCAAGCGCUGCAGAGGGACAAGGAGAUACUCAAGACCAACCUGAACAAAGCAGAGGAGGAGGUUAAGUUGCUGUUUGAGGAGAACAGAGCCCUCGACGAAGCAAACAAGAGGCUGCUGUGCUUGCUGGAGAAGGAGCAGAAGCAUCGGUCCGAAAGAAAGCACUCCGCCAGUAAUUCCACCAAGGUAAAAAGCACCAACCAACCAUAA
Aegilops tauschii subsp. strangulata is the source of this 366-nucleotide messenger RNA. The record is from RefSeq and is a predicted model, not a curated record. Lineage: Eukaryota; Viridiplantae; Streptophyta; Magnoliopsida; Poales; Poaceae.